Lates calcarifer (barramundi perch) is the source of this 4584-nucleotide messenger RNA. It is a transcript of the gene fam13a, whose product is annotated as family with sequence similarity 13 member A. The transcript has 26 exons. Bases 144 to 3461 code for a protein of 1105 amino acids. NCBI's taxonomy places the organism in Eukaryota, Metazoa, Chordata, Actinopteri, Centropomidae. Gene Ontology annotation, biological process: signal transduction. The record is from RefSeq and is a predicted model, not a curated record.
AUGGCAUAUUUUAAGGUGAAAGGGAUUCCCACUACUGGGAAGAAUCCAAAAGUGUGUCCUGGCACAGAGUGAGGAGAGGAGGAGGGAAGACAGCAGUAUUUUUCCCUCAUCUUUGCCUCUGCAGGCGUUUCUUCUGUGGGAAAAUGGGGGCAGGAGCUCUGACCAUCUGUCAUAACAAGACAGCGGUGCAGGUUAAAGAAGACAUGAAGAAGAUGGUCCAGAUACCCAUACUGAGACCCAGGACAGUAGCAGCCAAGCACACCAAGCUGUUUGGAGCUUCCCUGUUUGAGUUGAGAGAGAAAGGCAUGGUGGAGGAUGGUGUGCCUCUCGUGGUGAGGAGGAUGGUGGAGCAUCUCCGAAAACAUGCCUUACAUCAGGAGGGUCUAUUCAGAGUAAAUGGCAAUGUCCGGGCUGUGGAGAUCCUGAAACAAAGGCUGGAGGGUGGAGAGGACGUGGACCUUCAGUCUGAAUCUGACACAUGUACGGUUGCCAGUUUACUUAAACAGUAUCUCAGGGACCUUCCAGAGGGUCUGGUGGACUCACCAGUCCAACAGGCACUGAUACAGCACUAUCAAGAAUGUGGCGAUGAUGGCUCGUGGUCAGAUAUGAGAGACCUGAUCCAGCAGCUUCCAGAUGUUCACCACAGCCUCCUCCGCUACCUCUGCCACUUCCUCACCCUCGUGGAGUGCAACCACAAAGACAACCGCAUGACGGCCCUCAACCUCGCCACUGUGUUUGGACCCAGUGUCUUCCAUGUGGCUCCUGGUUUCGAAGCGUUGAAGGAACAAAACAUCUGUAACAAGAUCAUGGUCAAACUCAUCCAGAACUACAACAGCAUAUUUGAGACCAACAGAGAGAAAGAAGGCUGCACAGAUGAACUGUCGACCCUUAUCAUUGUCAAGUCCCAGGAGGCGCACGUGAUGGAUGCAGACACAAAGAAGUCACCCAGCCACCUCAACGCAAAGACACCGACGCCAGCUCCUGGGACAAAAGUUGGACAAAAAAACACGCCAGAAAAUACAGAACAGAACAAAUCCUGCACAAACACUCCAAAGGAAAGACCAAGGAAGAAGAAGGUAAGGAAAGGGAAGAGUGACGGCAUGCCGGGACUCAUCCCGCAGCUCAGCCACUCUGCUCGCUUACCCCAUGCGAGGCCACUCUCAAUCGUUCUGCCCCUGACCUCUGAGCUGAGGAGCCCCAGUCCAGAGGCGAUGGAGACGACCCCCACACCUCUGGCUCACCAAGACACCCCAGACGUCUCCUCGCCCCUUGGCCAGCUCGAUGUAAGCCCCUCUGGCAGUGUGGAGGCCCUCAGCAGUUCCCAAGAAGAGGAGAGACCGAUAUCUCCGUUCUACAUGAGUAACCACCUCUCCCCGGUCCACUGCAGACCAGAUGUGGUGAAUUUUCUGGACAGGACGAUACGUUCAGCCGUGGAGCAGCACCUCUUUGACAUAAACCCUUCAGGAGAUCAGAGUUCAGAGGAUUCAGAGUCGACCCCUCGUCCUCCGUCUCCAAAAGUGACAGCAACGGCUCGACAGAGACGUCGACAGCAGAGAGAGCAGCACGACGACAGCCUGAGACACAGAGACAGAAACAGCAGAGCACCAUCCGUCAGUUCAGACACCAACAAGGAAAACAUCCCCUCGAGUGGUGGCAGCAGUUCAGGCAGCGUGGGGGACGACACCGGCAGCAGCAGCCUGGACUCACAGGGAGGCCACGCCGAGCAAACCUCCAAACCCAGAAAGUCCAAAUACAAACCUACACUGGUGCAGCUCUCCGACAACCAGGACACCUACACAGUGAAGGAAUGUGUUGGUGAAAAACCUGGACCAAACCUCAUGGAUACAGCUCAGAAAGGGAAUGACAUUUCAAGAAAAGAUGGCCAUCCUUCUCCUUCACAGACGUUAAGGAUGAAGAUCCAGGAGUCGCCCGUCACUUGUGACACGGGGAGGGUCAGCAGCGGAGAGGUGCGAGGCUCGGACCCGGACUGCGAGAAGACGAGCUGUGAGGACGUUCCCCGGCUGGACCUGACAGCGCUCACUGAGGACAACAACUGGGGAGAUUCUCCGUUUUUUAACACCCCUUUCCUCGAUUUCAAAACCAUUUUCCAUCUCAGUUGUGAUGAACCUGUCCCAGCAUACUCGUCACUGCAGAGGGAGAGCAUGGACCGGGAGGAGGCUCGACUCUCCCCCCACGCUGGGGGAGGGCGUCUGAUCCGCCAGCUGCUGGAGGAGGACAGCGACCCGAUGCUGUCCCCUCGCUUCUACGCCUAUGGACAAUGCCAGCAGUACCUGGACGACACCGAAGUGCCUCCCUCACCGCCCAACGCUCACUCAUUUGUCAGUCGCAGGCGGAGUUCAUCUCUCGGCUCCUGUGACGACGAGAAAGAAGAGCUGACGUCGGCUCAGCUCACAAAGAGGAUUCACGUCCUGAAGAAAAAGAUCCACAGAUUCGAGGAAAAGUUCGAGGAGGAGCGGAAAUACAGACCUUCCCACAGUGACAAAGCUGCAAACCCAGAGGUGCUGAGGUGGAUGACUGAACUGGCCAAGCUUCGUAAAGAGCUGAAAGAGCACAAGCUAAUGAAGUCUGAGGAGGAUCUGCCUCCUCUCACCCGUCAGCGCAGCAACACUCUGCCUAAAAGCUUCGGCUCUCAGCUGGAGAAGAAACCUCAGCAGGAGAAGGUGCCGAAGCCGCCGGUGGAGAGCACCCUGGAGACGAUUUUAAAGAAGCUGCAGGAGAAGAGGGAGGAGGUGAACCGGCCCGAGGACAUCAAGGAUAUGACACGGGAGCAGAUUGGAGCAGAGAAAGUCGCCCUGCAGAAAGCUCUGCUUUACUACGAGAGUAUCCAUGGCCGCCCAGUCACUAAAAGUGAGAGGCAGAUCAUGAAACCUCUGUACGACAGAUAUCGCCUGGUGAAGCAGAUCCUGUGCAGAGCCUCCACCAUCCCUGUCAUUGGCUCUCCCUCCAGCAAACGCAGAGGUCCCCUCCUUCAGCCCAUUAUCGAGGGCGAAACCGCACUCUUCUUCGAUGAUAUCAAGGAGGAAGAGGAUGGCUCAGAGGACGACGGAGACUCAAAGACUCAGUUCACCGUGACCGUCCGGCCUGACCUCAGCGUGCUCGGCUUCCUGGACCACAUGGACGAGGAAGUGGAUGGUUUCAUUUCACCGGUGGACGAACUGUCGCCAUCGAAAAACAUGACGGACAUGAGGCUGUCCAACCUUCACUCCGCUACCAUGCAGGAGCUGGUGGAGCAGCUCCAAGAAACCAGAGAGGAGAAGAAGAGAAUCCGCAAAAACCUGAAAGAGUUUGAAGACCAGUUCUUCAGACAGAACGGAAGAAAUGUGCAGAAGGAGGACCGCUCCCCGCUGGCAGUGGAGUACAGCGAGUACAAGCACAUUAAAGCCAAACUGCGGCUGCUGGAAGUCCUCAUCAGCAAAAGAGACUCCGCCAAAUUAAUCUGAGAAAAAUAAAAGACACUAAAAGAACUGUAGUUUCUGGUGAUACGAGUCAAACACACAUCUCAACCUGCAGGAGAAUAGAUCUGGAUUUUUCCUUUCAUGUUUCUGAUUCGGAGGAGGAUCAGCCUGGUGAGUGCAGCAGGGUUUUCCUCUGACACCUACAAAGAGCCGAUGACCUGCGACUGAUCCACAGCGCACACUCACCUGCUUCACCUGAGAUUUCCAGCUGGAACCUCACCCUGACCAGAGAACGGAGACGCGCACAAAUAACCUGAAUCACACCUGUAACUGCUAAUAAUUUAUUCUUCUCAAUGGUUUUAUCAGAAACGUUAUUUUUCUCACGCUUUACUGUAGAAGUCUUAAAAAAAAACAUUGUAAGUAAAAUAAUAGAAAUGAAAUCACUGCUAUUUUUAAAGAAGGAUUUUCUGAUCAAGAUUUCUGUGUAUUUUUCUAAGGGAGAUGUUUGUAUAACUUCAAUCAAACAGUAUUCACUAAACCUUUCUCUGUAUCAGUUCUGACCUUUGUAUAAUGUCUGAAAUAAUCAAACGUUGCUUCUCUAGAAGUGAAAUGAGUAUCUGCUCACUAAAAGUGAUAAAAGUGGUUUCUAAUUUUAACACAACCCAAAGACUCAGCACAACCUGCGAACCAAAAUGACUCAGAUGUUCUUUGUAUUCCAUAAAACAGCUUCUUGUUUGUGAUCACUGGUACUCACCUGAACAUUUAAGUGUAUAUUUUAUACAUUAACAAGCUUUUUCCCACAUUUACUUCACGUGAAAUAAGCUAUUUCUCGUCCUGAAAUCACUGGUAUGUUUGUUCACACUGAUCAGACCUGACGAGACGUUCACUGACGCAACUCUGGAGGAAAAGAAAACCCCAGUUUUCCUUCUCAUCCUCUCCAGAGCUUGUUUCUUCUGUAAAUAUGGAUCACUAUGUAUGUUUACAUUUCUGUGAGCGAGUACUUUUCUCCUUCCUUUCUCCAAAAUGGAUGAUUAUCAGUGUGAAUUUCGUUUUUACAGAAUGUAAACACUGGCGAGGCUUAAUGAAUUCUGAGUGUGUACAUUUUAGUACAUAAAUUGUAUUGUUUGUAUUUUGUAUAUAUUAUGAAUGAAAUCAUAUUUUUACUGAA